UAUUUAUCCUAGACUGAUAAAAUGAACAAUAUCACGUUUGGUUUUUUCCUGAAUCUUGACAAUCUGUGUAAUUGUGUACAAUAAAAGUGGCCAACAAUCAAAGAGAGGAAUCAGUGCUGAAAAUCAACCAGUGAAAUCUCAACACAAGAUCCUUAUAAACAGUGUUGGGAAAGUUACUCUGGAAAUGUAUAGGUUACAGAUGAUAAGUUACCCUGUUUAAAAUGUAAUAAGCAUGUAUCCUAAAUAAGACACAGUUCUAUCUGUCCCCUGUCUCAUAUUUUUGAGCAGUCAAUGCAAUUUGGGAAAGAAAGAAAUCAAAUCUGUACGUGUGUGAAAAUAUUUUUCUCAGUACCUGUAACACAUUACAGUUACAUUAACACUGUUUAUUAAUGCUUUCAAGAUAAAACGCAACGAUUUUAUAGUAAAUGUCUAUUGUAAUAAAGACACACUGCGAUAUUUCCAUAUGCAUAUACAGCAUGAUGCAUGCUGUGUGCUUGCGAAGACCUCACGCACGUCUCGAAAGGGGCGCUGCGGGACUUUUAUUUUGACAGCGCCUGUGCUCAGAUCGCAUGACGUCAGUGUUGUGUUCUGCUUGUGCUGCAGCGAUGCGCCUCAUCCGCGUCCGUUAUUAUUUCAUAAACACAUCGAUCAUAUUGUUAUGAUAUAUCUACCAAUAUCUGCUUUUGCUUAUUGAUGGUCUUAAUAUGGCGAGCUCUUUCACCAGAGCUCCACCUCAAGGGGACACAGAGACGGAGCGUCUGCUGUCCCCUGUGGUGGGAUACGGCUCCGGCGAUCUGAAUGGCGGGGGUCACGCCGGCCCUCCCAAACUGGACAUGAGUGUGUCAGGCUCACGUCUGCGGGCCGAGGAAGAGGAGGAGGCCCUGAGGAGGAAGCUGAAGUACUUCUUCAUGAGCCCGUGUGAUAAAUACCACGCUAAAGGCCGCAAACCCUUCAAACUGGCCCUUCAGCUGCUCAAGAUCAUCAUAGUCACUGUACAGCUGGUGUUGUUCGGGCUCAGUAAUCAGAUGGUGGUGGAGUUUAAGGAGGAGAACACAGACUCCUUCAAGCAUCUGUUCCUCAGAGACUAUGUGGAUGAUUCGGAGGAGCCGCUGUGCAUCCACACACAGAGAGACGUCUAUGAUCACAUCCAGUACGCAAUAGAGCAGUAUCUGGCUCUGCCGCAGACGUCGGUCGGCAGGUAUGCGUAUGUUCGAGGUUCGGCUCUGAACGACAGCGCCCUCUAUCUGUGCCAGCGCUACUACAGGAAGGGCACUAUCGACCCGGUUAACGACACGUUUGACAUCGACCCUCAUGUUGUCACUGACUGCAUCGGUGUAGAUCCACCACCAGACUCCUCCAGUCCAUCACAGAACCACCACAGGAACUUCACCCUCAACUUCCAAAAGUUGAUUAAUGUGACUAUCCAGUUCCAGCUGAAGGCGAUAAACAUCCAGACGAUAAUCAAUAAUGAGAUUCCCGACUGCUACACCUUCUCCAUCACGAUCCUGUUUGAUAAUAAGGCUCACAGUGGUAAAGUGAAGCUGAGUUUGCUCAACGAGGCGUCUAUUAAAGAGUGCAGAGACCCCAAUGUUUCAGGACACGCGGACAGUUACGCGCGCGUGGCGUUCGAUGUGAUGGUGGCGGUGGUCUGCGCUCUGUCUCUGGUGUUGUGUGGACGCUCCAUCCUCAGAGGAAUCAUCCUGCAGCACGAGUUUGUGUGUUAUUUCCGUCGGUCUUUGGGCCGGUCGCUGAGCUUGGGCGAGCGUCUGGAGUUCAUCAACGGCUGGUAUCUGCUGCUCAUCAUCAGCGACAUUCUCACUAUCAUCGCCUCCUUCAUCAAGAUCGCCAUCGAGACCAAGAACCUGUCGUCGUAUGACGUCUGCAGUAUUUUGAUGGGAACCUCCACUCUGCUGGUGUGGGUCGGCGUGAUACGAUACUUCAGCUUCUUUCAGAAAUACAACAUUCUGAUUGUGACUCUACGAGCCGCGUUUCCAAACGUGAUCCGGUUCUGCUGCUGUGCUGCUGCCAUUUACAUGGGCUACUGUUUCUGCGGCUGGAUUGUACUAGGACCCUACCACGCUAAAUUCCGCUCUCUUUCUACGGUGUCGGAGUGUCUGUUUUCUCUUAUUAAUGGAGACGACAUGUUUGCCACGUUCUCGGAGGUGGAGCAGAGCGGGACGCUGGUGUGGGUGUUCAGUCAGCUCUAUCUCUACAGCUUCAUCUCGCUCUUCAUCUACAUGGUUCUGUCGCUCUUCAUCGCACUCAUCACUGGAGCAUACGACAGCAUCACUCAACAAACCCAGGACGUCCCGCAGGUGUCUGAACUGCACCGGUUCAUCGCCGAAUGCACCGACACACCCACCUCUGGAAACUUCCACAGCCCAGAGCCGUCGACCUGCUCGCUCUUCUGCUGCUUCAACUAGAGAGACUGGGUUUGUGAAGGGGAUUCUGGGUAAAGCGUUGUAUCUCAGGCACAAGGGAGAGGAAGGGACGUGCUCUUCUUUAUGUGUUUGUUUGCAGGUAAAGCUGUUGCAGCUGCACUGAUAGAGCCGAUCUCAGCAUGCAGCUUUUAAACACGUUAUAAUUAAUGAGCUGAAUGUGUUUUGCAUAUUCAUGAGCAUCUUGGCUUAGUGAUCAGGACUUGAUGCUCUAGACCAGCUAAAGGGAACUGCUCCCUCUAGAGGCGUGGAGGAGUUACAGCACACAAAAUUACAGAAAAACAUUACGUUUCAGGUGAAUCUCAAAACCAAAUGUGCAGGUGAUAUUUCACCUCAAAAUUGAGAAAUUAUAUUUUGCUUAAAGAAAACAAAGCCUUUUUAUUAACAUCAUGAUGUUUAGCAUCUUAUUUUAGGAUGAAAUAUGACCUGCACAUGUUCUUUUAGUGAGUUUAGUGAGUUACAGCACACAAACACAGAUGAAAACACACUUUUCCAGCAUUAUAGUUCAGGGGCUUUAGUGAAUCUCACAACAAAAUGUCCAGGUCACAUUUCAUCCCAAAUAAAUAAAUAAAUAAAUAAAUAAUUGCUUAAAAGAAAAUGAAUCCUGUUUUAGCAGCAUUAUGAUGUUUUGCUUUGUGAGAUUAUUUUCAUGACAGUUAAAAAGGUUUUUGAUUUUCUUUUGUGGUUAUCAUCUAGUUUGUGUUACUGUAAUACAGUAAUAUCUACUUUUCAGUUUAAAUCUGCAUACAUUUUAAACGCUGAUUCAGCAAAUACAUGAAAUAUAAAUAUAAAACAGAACAGGUUUUGUGGUCUUAUAUGCAAAACAAUAUAAUUUGUAUCUGAUUUAUUUUAGGUUGAUGUAUGCAAUAUAUUUUUUUUUACAUUUUCAUGCAACAUUUAAUCCUAAAAUUGAAGGCAAAAAAUGAAUAAUAUUUUGCUUGAAGAAAAGUAAGGAGGACCCUUAAAAUGUUAUGCUUUGUGAGAUUAUUUUCAGGACAAUUAAAUAUUUGAAUUGUAAUUGAUAUUACUUUAUUACAGUUAAAGUUAUUUUUAAUUUUUAAUCUGCUUAGAUUUAAGAUUCAGACUGAAGUAAAAUAAUUCCCCAACAUACAAAUAAUUUGAGAGAAAAUGUGUCAUCAAAAUAAUGUCACAAUUGAACAAAUAUUAAUUCUAAUUUAUAAUAAAAAUACUGCAACAAAAAUAGGUCCCGUUCUCUCAUAUGCAAAAAUAUUUCUUGUUUUUCAUUAAUUCUGAAAUAAGACCUGCACAUUUUCUUGACUGAAUUCAUGAGAUUCGCCUGAAUAUUUGUAUUCCAUUCAUAUGCAUUCAUACUGUGUAUUUUAUCAUUGUAUUCUUUUAUCUCAUUUUUAGAGAAUAUUCUGUGUCUACACUAUAUUAUAUAUCGCUUAGGUUUCAAAUCCAUGUUAGGAUAUUAGUGCUUUGUUGGCAGAGGAGCGUCACACAGAUGUUUGUGUGUGUGUGUGUGUGUGUGUGUGAGUGUGUGAGUGUUUUUUUGUGUGAAUUGUGUGUGUGUGUGGGGGGGGGGUGUUUUUAACAUGAAGCAUAGCUUGCAGGUUUAUUUGGACAUUAAUAUUAAUGUGGACGGUGUAUCGUACUUGUCCCUGGUGCAUUUGCUCCUUUCAGAGCCGUCUCACACACACACACACACACACACACACACACACACACUGAUGUUUGAGAAGCCUCGGGUGUCUUGAGAGUUUUUCUCUGCAUAUUGACGCAGGGCUCAGUCCAUCAGGGAGUUACAGAGAUGCUUUGAGUGUCUUCUGUGUGUUUUUGGUCCACAGCAAGCUGAUAUCUGUCUAUUAAUCAUUAGUAGUUAUUUCUAAACCUUCACCGUGAGGGACCAGACACCAGCUGAUUCCUGGAUGUUAUUUCUGAGCUUUCUCUGUACUAUAUUAAUGAUGUUAGUGGUGGACUUUCAGUGUAAUAUCAGAUCUGUUCAUGCGUGACUUCAUCUAGUGCUCAGGAACAGAGACAAUCUGAUAAGAUUUGGUGUUUUGUGCUGGUUUUACUCUGAUGUAACUGUUUCUUCCCAGAAUGCCUUUCUGGUGUAGUGUCAUACUGCUGGGGAUUUUGGGGAUGUUUUAAAGAGGUGUGGGAUUUAAAAUACUUGACAUACUGUUUUAUCUUAAUAUUUUCAUUUGUGUCUAACUGUAAGCUGAGAUGCAUUUGGUUUGUUCAUUUGUGUCAUAAGUGGCAUUAUUUUUUUAUUUAUUUUUACCAAAGGGAAUAUUUGUUUUAUUUUAUUUUUUUACAAGGCAUCGUUUUGCACAUUGUUUAAGUUUGUAAAUUAUUUGCAGUGAUUAUUCUGAAUGUGUAUCUGUCGUUUUGUGUACAAGACAGAGUUGCUUUGCGUUAAACUGGUUGAUAUAUAUAUAUGCUCUCACAUUUUAACACAACUCUCAGCUCUUAAAGUCACAAAUAAAAUCCAUGAAUG
Molecule: messenger RNA, 4899 nt
Organism: Carassius auratus (goldfish)
Lineage: Eukaryota; Metazoa; Chordata; Actinopteri; Cypriniformes; Cyprinidae
Product: mucolipin-1-like
Exons: 13
Coding region: 705-2423 (572 amino acids)
Cellular component (GO): lysosomal membrane; plasma membrane
Molecular function (GO): NAADP-sensitive calcium-release channel activity
Source: RefSeq, a predicted model, not a curated record